Molecule: messenger RNA, 2000 nt
Organism: Neofelis nebulosa (Clouded leopard)
Lineage: Eukaryota; Metazoa; Chordata; Mammalia; Carnivora; Felidae
Gene: SPRY2
Product: sprouty RTK signaling antagonist 2
Exons: 3
Coding region: 256-1203 (315 amino acids)
Biological process (GO): negative regulation of MAP kinase activity; animal organ development; multicellular organism development
Cellular component (GO): membrane; cytosol
Source: RefSeq, a predicted model, not a curated record
AGCAGAGUUAGGAAGAAGGGGGAAAAGUUUGCAUCGGGGCUGGAUUUUAUUUGCACAUCGCUUGGAAGAAGAGAAUCCAACGGAGAGGGGUUGGUGCAAAGCCGCGAUCACGGAGAUGGGUGUGCGGAUCGCAGGCAAUGCCCCUUCGGUCAGUGCGUGGUGGAGUUGCCCAGUGUACGUGGGUUAGACCUGUCCGGGCAGCGGGAAUUCAGAUGUGUUCUAAGCCCGCUGGAGUGACCACACUUCCAAGACCUGAUGGAGGCCAGAGCUCAGAGUGGCAGCGGGUCGCAGUCCUUGCUGCAGACACCCCGUGACGGUGGCAGGCAGCGAGGGGAGCCCGACCCCAGAGAUGCCCUCACCCAGCAGGUACACGUGUUGUCUCUGGAUCAGAUCAGAGCCAUCCGAAACACCAAUGAGUACACAGAGGGGCCUACUGUGGUCCCGAGACCUGGGCUCAAGCCUGCUCCUCGCCCCUCCACUCAGCACAAACACGAGAGGCUCCAUGGUCUGCCCGAGCACCGCCAGCCCCCCAGGCUCCAGCACCCACAGGUCCAUUCUUCCGCACGAGCCUCUUUGUCCAGAUCCAUCAGCACAGUCAGUUCGGGGUCUCGGAGCAGUACGAGGACAAGUACCAGCAGCAGUUCCUCUGAACAGAGACUGUUGGGACCAUCUUUCUCCUCGGGACCCGUCGCUGAUGGGAUAAUCCGCGUGCAGCCCAAAUCAGAGCUCAAGCCAGGUGAGCUUAAGCCACUGAGCAAGGAAGAUUUGGGCCUGCACGCCUACAGGUGUGAGGACUGUGGCAAGUGCAAGUGUAAGGAGUGCACCUAUCCUAGGCCUCUGCCAUCAGACUGGAUCUGCGACAAGCAGUGCCUUUGCUCAGCCCAAAACGUGAUUGACUAUGGGACUUGCGUGUGCUGUGUGAAAGGUCUCUUCUAUCACUGUUCUAAUGAUGACGAGGAUAACUGUGCGGACAACCCGUGUUCUUGCAGCCAGUCUCACUGUUGUACACGCUGGUCUGCCAUGGGCGUCAUGUCCCUCUUUUUGCCUUGUUUAUGGUGUUACCUUCCAGCCAAGGGUUGCCUUAAAUUGUGCCAGGGGUGUUAUGACCGGGUUAACCGGCCUGGAUGCCGCUGUAAAAACUCAAACACGGUUUGCUGCAAAGUUCCCACUGUCCCACCCAGGAACUUUGAAAAACCAACAUAGCACCAUUAAUCAGGAAUAUGACAGUAAUAAGGAUUGUCUUUUGUUUUUGUUUUUGUUUUUUUUUUAACGCAUAUGCAACCAACUAAACAGUUAGAAUCUUGGCACUGUUAAUAGAGGGUUGGGAUAGCCUUCGCUGUUUGCAGUGAAAUGCUUUUUGUCCAUGUGCCGUUUUAACUGAUACGCUUGUUAGAACUCAGCUAAUGGAGCUCAAGGUAUGGGAUACAGAACUUGGGGACCCACGUGUUGCAUAAGCUAAAACAACAGACACUCCCAGGCAAAGUUUUUGUUUGUGAAUAGUACUUGCAAAAUUUGUAAAUUAGCAGAUGACUUUUUUUUCCCCAUUGUUUUCUCCAGAGAUAAUGUGCUAUAUUUUUGUAUAUACAAUAAUAUUUGCAACUGUGAAAAACACGUUGUGUCAUGCUAUAUGGCACAGUCACAAAAUAUUAUACUAAUAUGUUGUACAUUCGGAAGAAUGUGAAUCAAUCAGUAUGUUUUUAGAUUGUAUUUUGCCUUACAGAAAAGCCUUUAUUGUAAGACUCUGAUUUCCCUUUGGACUUCAUGUAUAUUGUACAGUUACAGUAAAAUUCAACCUUUAUUUUCUAAUUUUUUCAACAUAUUGUUUAGUGUAAAGAAUAUUUAUUUGAAGUUUUAUUAUUUUAUAAAAAAGAAUAUUUAUUUUAAGAGGCAUCUUACAAAUUUUGCCCCUUUUAUGAGGAUGUGAUAGUUGCUGCAAAUGAGGGGUUACAGAUGCAUAUGUUCAAUAUAAAAUAGAAAAUAUAUUAACGUUUGAAAUUAAA